AUGGCAGCGUCCGAUCGAUCAGACAAGAUGACCUCAGCCAACUCGCACACUCAAGCCCACCUCUCAGCGGUACAAGAGGAGCUCGGACGUGUCAACAAAGAGCUCGAAGAAACCAACGAGGCAAUCCAAGCCGAACAGAAGCGCUUUGCCGACGACACCAAUGCCUUCCUCGAGUUCAAAAGCGAUCUGCAGUUAUUCCAGGUGCUACAGGACAGGUUCCAGGCACUUCUUAACAAGCUGUCCGCAGACUACAAGAAACUGAGCAAAGACUUCGACGGCAAUAUUGAAGUAUUUCUGCAGUUGAAGGGAGAACUGGACGACUAUGAGGCGCACUCUACUCUUCCUGAGGACUCUUAG
Messenger RNA from Alternaria viburni, 357 nucleotides. RefSeq lists its product as uncharacterized. The record is from RefSeq and is a predicted model, not a curated record. NCBI's taxonomy places the organism in Eukaryota, Fungi, Ascomycota, Dothideomycetes, Pleosporales, Pleosporaceae. The transcript is spliced from 4 exons. Bases 1 to 357 code for a protein of 118 amino acids.